AUGUCUCGACCUCUCCUCGUCGGCAUAUCUGGACCCUCUUCCUCGGGCAAAACAACCCUCUCCCGGCUCCUGCGCGACAUAUUCCCCCCCUCCAAACUCUUCAUCCUUCACCUAGAUGACUUCUACAAGACCGACGCCGACAUUCCCGUCAAAAAUGGUGUCCAGGACUGGGACUGCAUAGAAUCAAUCAAUCUCCCGCAGCUCAAGUCCGCCCUGCAGCAUAUCAAAGAGCGGGGCAAGAGCCCAGAAUGGCUCGUGAGCCGAGAGGACCAAAAUAGCGUGGGCGAGCACUACGUUCCGGAAGCUGAGAUCCAGAGACUGAGGGAUGAGGAUAUGAAGGAUAUUCGCGAGCUGUUUGAUGUUAAACUCUUCCUACGCACCAGUUACGAGACAGCAAAGCGGAGACGAGAGGCAAGAAGCGGCUACGUGACGUUAGAAGGCUUCUGGCAAGACCCUCCAGGCUACGUAGAUAAUAUUGUGUGGCCAAACUAUGUCCAGGAUCAUAGGUUUUUGUUCAAACAUGGCGACGUGGACGGCGAGUUGGAUCCAAAUGUCUGUCAAAACGUGGGUAUACAUGGUAUGCCAAAGGAGGCAGAGGGCGACAUGACGAGGUGCCUGAACUGGGCAGCUGGUGUAUUGGAAAGCGUUAUCAAAGGCUCACGAUAG
This is a messenger RNA of Pyrenophora tritici-repentis Pt-1C-BFP, 666 nucleotides long. The record is from RefSeq and is a predicted model, not a curated record. NCBI's taxonomy places the organism in Eukaryota, Fungi, Ascomycota, Dothideomycetes, Pleosporales, Pleosporaceae.